AUGGCUUUGCCUCGAGAAGCAUAUGAAACCUUGGAUGACAUCCCAGUCCAUGUGUGGAGAGGGCUGCCAAACAGCAUGAAGCUGAGACCAUCAGCUGUCAACCCAAAUCGGAUUGGUGUCUGGGCAUCUAGACUAAUACCUAAAGGGGAACGUUUCGGGCCAUUUGUAGGAGAACGAAAGAAGAGAUCUCAAGUGACAAGUAAUGUUUACAUGUGGGAGGUUUAUUUUCCAACCUGGGGGUGGAUGUGUGUGGAUGCCACAGAUCCAGUGAAGGGAAAUUGGUUGCGCUAUGUGAACUGGGCACGCUCCUCUCAAGAGCAAAAUCUUUUUCCACUGGAGAUCAACAGAGCAAUUUACUACAAAGUGUUAAGGCCAAUUGGACCGGACGAAGAACUUCUCGUGUGGUACAAUGGGGAAGACAAUCCAGAGAUAGCAGCUGCAUUAGAGGAAGAAAGGACUAGCAACCUGAACAAGAGGAGUUCGCCCAGAGCAAAGCGAGCAAGGAGGAAGCUGUCAGAAAAAGCCAGACAGGCUGAUUUGGGCGGAUUCUCUGAACCGAAGAAUUCGAGUACCACUGAAUCCUCAAUCACAGAUAUGCGGGACUCAGAGGAAGGGCUUAAUGGAGAAGAAAGACCCACAUCACCAUCAGAGUUGCAACAGGAGACUCCAGCCUCCCAGUCAUCCUCCACAGAGAGAGAAAACCCUGUGGAGUCUCAUGCUGCUACUACAACAGAAAUAAACCAGAGGGAAGGAUUGGAUGAGGACAAUGCAGAGGCUGAUGGACCGCUGCAGCAGCUACAGUUAAAUCAGAGCCCACAGCACCCCUCUGAGGUAGAGUCAGUUGAUGGGAAUGAAAAAUCUAACCUGCAACUACAUUCUGGCAGUCAUGCAGAAGAAAGCUCCAAGAGUCCAAAAUGUGAUACGGAGUGUGUAUCCUCUUUAGCGAAUCCUGAGUUAGAGGCAGAAGGGGAUUUUGAGGAUGACACCCAGGAAGGAACUUACCCUUGUCAGCACUGUGAGCGUCAUUUCUCCACCAAACAGGGUCUGGAGCGCCACACUCACAUUCACACUACUUCAAACCAUCAAACUCAUACUUUUAAGUGCAGGUACUGUACUAAGCCCUUUGGCUCUCAGGUAAGCAGGCGCAGGCAUGAGCGAAGACAUGAGAAUGGGAGUAAAGCAUUAAAUAGGCCUGGAUCACUCACUGGAAUGGCGUUUCUCCACAGUCCCUCUACACCCAAUGAUUCUGCUACCUCUAGCGGCGUGUCGUCUCCAAGCCAUGCAGUCGUUAUAAGCACACAGAAUGGACCACCUCGGCAAAGCUCUGACAGUUUAAAAAAAGAGCCUGGUGCUGAUUCUGACCGACCUUUUAUAUUGGAUGAAAAUGGAGAGUCAAAAGAGCUUCAUCCUUGUAAGUACUGUAACAAGGCUUUCGGCACACACACCAACAUGCGCAGACACCAGCGCAGAAUCCACGAGCGGCAUCUUAUGCCAAAAGGUGUUCGGAGGAAAGGUAUGCUCUUGCAGGAUGGCUCUUCCCAGCAACAACAACUACAACCACAGCAGCAUGAACAAGGACAGCCUAUUUUGCAUCAGGAAGAGUCACCAAGUGCCAGUCCACCACCUAUUUAUGUGCCCAGUGUAGACACGGAGGAUGAGGGCGAGAGAGAGGAGUGUAUGGUUGAUAUCUCUAACAACAUUUCUGAAAAUCUCAGCCAUUACAUAGAUGGAAAGCUUCCGUCCACUAGCACAGUGAGCAACUGUGAGGUCAUAGAGGUUGAUUCAAACACGGCAGCGAUGUUUGGCCUUGAUGCUCUCAUUCUAAAUCCAAAACAAAUAAGUCAUGCUCUGAAAGUUGAAACACGGACUUGUCCAGUGAAAGAAAUGUCAUGUACAGGUCAGUCAGUUUCUAGAAGACGAACUGCCACACCCCCAUUGCUUCCUGCAGUGAAAGUGGAGGCAGAAACGGUUUCCUCUUCUUCUUCUUCCCUGUCCUCCCCUUCCUCUCAGUCGUCUUUGUUGGUAGGAAACAUAUUCUCCCAGUCGACAGAAAUGGUAGCUUUUCAAAAGGAGAAAUCAGUUUAUCUCUCUCCAAAACUCAAACAACUACUGCAGGCCCAAGACGGUCAGAAAACAGCCAUAGGUCUAAUUACAGAUUGCCAUAGAUUGACCACCCCACUUUCUGUUACUUCACUGCCUGCGGUUCAAGGUAGGUUUAAAAGAAGAACCGCCUCCCCUCCCACAACCCUACAGAAUAGCCCUUCACAAAGAAACAAUGGCCUAAGCAGUGUAACUGAGGUUUCAUGUUCUCUAAAGGUGCCAAAGAUCGAAAGCCAUUAUAGUACGCAUGCCUGGAGUUUAUCUAGCAAAGAUCAUGGUGAUACCAUGAGCCUGGCAGAAAAAGAAUGGUCUCCCUCAAGAAGUGGGGGGAAUUCUUGUAAUCAGCAGCCUCUUGACCUUUCGAAUUCAUUUACUAAAAUUGACAGUAGUGUAAGCAGAGGUUCUGGAGAGGCUGUGCUGGAUUUAAGUAUGAGCCGUAAAAGUUCUAUUGAGCAUGAAGUGAAGACGAGCCCAGCAACACUACUGCCUCAUGCAAAGAGAAAGAAACCCAAUACCAGCAUUUUAGAGAAAGUAUUAAUGAAUGAAUACGCUGGCUUAAGUUCAGCUGGAGAAGAGGGCUCAAACACCCUUGGAAGCCCUGAUGCUCUUUCGCCUUCAGAGAGUGCAACGUGCGUCGCCCCUUCUAGUCCCUGUUCGGGUUCAGAACGCCUUCCUUGUGAAUCAACCUCUCCUCCCUCUCUGACCCCUAUGACUAUUAAUCCAUCCUCUCCAUCUUCCUCUAGUAUAGCAUCAUGUACACCCCCUCCUCCUGUCCUACCCACUAUCCCUUCACCUUUAUCUUUGCAACAUUUUCGUAUGUCAGACACCCCAUCGCUUUCCCCGGUCCCUGUGUUGUCCCCAGAAAUGUCCCCCAAGCCUGUAGAGCAUAGUCUAGAGGAAGUGCCAGAUGCAGCAACAUUAACAGAGUCAUGCCAUGAUACAUUAAAUCCCAAUAUUAAUGAAUCAGACCAAACUGCUGAGCAGUUACACCCUGCAACAUCUGCACCGCCUCAGGAUACGAAAAGACAUUGUGAAGCAGAUUCAUCUUCAAAGUCUGAAACAAUACUUGAGGGCUCAACCCAUGAUUCUAAGCCUCGUUUGUUAAGAAAUGCAGAUCAAGCAGAUUGUUCUCACUUAGACUGGGGUACUGUUUCUGAAACAAGCCAAAGCAGUUCCUGUGAAGGAACUCUCCCUGAAGAUCUUGAUAUUAAAACUGAAGAGCAACACAAAUCAAAGUCUUCUCAUUCUACAGUACAAUCAACUCUCAAAAAGGAAUCCCCCUCAGCCUCCUUGCACAGCGAAUUGCAGCUUUCUCAGAAAUCAUUAGCAGUCGAUAGUGACUUGCUAGUAGAGGAUACAGGGAAAAAAGAAGAGCCAGUUGAGGUCACAGGGAAUGGGGGUGAUAUUUCCGCAUCAGCUUCUCCUGGAACUCCAGCCCGAAGUUCUGAUGAAAUUGAGACACCAGAGCGAGAGACGUUUGUCAAGAGUUUUGUGUGUAAUGUUUGCAAAGGGCCAUUUCGCUCCAUCAAAGACCUUAGUGGCCAUAUAAUAGAGCAUGCAUCAGAGUGGCCUUUUAAGUGUGAGUUUUGUGUGCAGUUAUUUGGUAAUGCUACUGCACUCCUUGAGCACCGCUCCUCUCUUCACGGAGUGGGAAGAAUUUAUAUUUGCUCUAUUUGUUCAAAGGAGUUCGCCUUCCUCUGCAAUCUCCAGCAACAUCAAAGUGACCUACAUCCAAGUCAGAAUUGCACUCACACUGCUGUUGAAAAUGGGAAGCUCAGACUUCAGAAUUACACCGAUCCUGAUCAGGCAAAUAUGGAGAAACAUUUCAAUGACACUGUUGAUGACUCAACUGCUGGAGCCCCCUCUCAAGAUUCUUCUGAGGAGCAUAACAAUAGUGACACUAAGGCAGAAGGCAAAGAAGAUGCCCAUGAGGACCCUACAGAAGAACUGUACACUACAAUAAAGAUUAUGGCGUCUGAGGCUGGUAAACAGAAAGGACCAGAUGUACGGCUUGGCAUCAAUCAACACUACCCCAGUUUUAAGCCUCCACCUUUCCCCUACCACAACCGAACACCUGAUGGCGCAGUUGCCUCAGCUACUCAUUUCACUACACACAACAUCCCCCAAACAUUUAGUACUGCAAUCCGGUGCACAAAGUGUGGAAACAGCUUUGACAACAUGCCUGAACUGCACAAACACAUAUUAGUUUGUGCUAAUGCUAGUGAUAAGAAACGCUACACCCCUAAAAAGAAUCCCAUUCCUCUCAAACAGAUUGUGAAGCAGUCUCCCAAUGGCUUCCUAACCACCACAGGUGCUGCCGCUGGUCAGAAUGCGUUUCGUAGAAUGGGUCAGCCUAAAAGGCUUAACUUUAACCAAGAUAUUUCAUCCAAAACAAAGUUAACAGCCCUGAAUAAGAAGAAAAACCAGCUGGUCCAGAAAGCCAUAUCUCAGAAGAACAAAUCUGCCGCCACAGCAAAGAAAUCGACAACCCAGGUAAAGGAGGAAGUGACCCAUGAGGUUCAUUCGUGCCCAUAUUGUAGUCGAGAGUUCACGUACCCAGCCAGCCUCGCCAAGCACAUCGCUCGCAGCUGUCCACAAAGACCUGCCACCAAGAAAUUGAAAAAAGGUGCACUGACACUUCAAGACAAAAAUAUGAAUCUACGAAGUAGAGCCACUGACUCUGAAGUCAUACAAGAGACAGGCUCUGGAACAAGCUCAAAGCCCUUGGGGAAAACCAGAGCCCGUAGCUCUGAGCCAGGGGAGAGUGAGGUUCCACCAGCAAGUAAAGGAAAAGCUCCUCAGGUACGUACCAAGAGGCCAGGCUCGAAUGCAGACAACACAGCCACCCAAAGUAAAAAAAGCAAAAAGAGCAGUGACCCACAAACCUUCAUAACUCCUGUUCUUACUGAUGACCCUUCAAUACGGCCUCUGGCGAAAAUGCAACGUGGACCUAAAGAUGUUGUGAAGGAGGCUGCAGUGAAAACAGCACAGUCUAAGAAGGAGGACCGUUUUUCAGUAAAGACACGGGAGAGGGUAGGUGGGCCAGUCACACGCAGUCUACAGAUGGCUAGUGCUUCAGCUCCUUUGGAAGUGAAGACUGAAGACUCCUUAAACCUUGAACUAGGGUCUGAGGAAAUGAGUUUCUGUUGAAGUUAGCCAGCUAGAAGUCCAUGUUCUCCGAAGGAUCGCUUUGCUUUUCCCACCAGUGACUGGAAGGGGAAGUUCAUUCAGCUAAAUUGGAUUAACUUGAUUGGAGCCAGAAUGUUCAGGGCGGCCAAGAGUUUUCUGCCUUCUCCUGUUUUACUUUGGCCCAGUGGAAUUAUCCGCUCAAUGCACUUUUAUUAAUAAUCCUUUGGAUGUGUAACACCCCCAGAAUGGACUGAAGAUUUAUAAAUAAAUCUAUAUCAAGCGUAACAUCACUUGGUUUAUCACUGUUGACCCUUUGGUUUUGGUAAAGGAAUAGUUCAGCCCAAAAUGAAAAUUGUUUACUCCCCCUCCUGUUCAAACACGACUUCUUUGUCUUAAGGGGAACAUAAAAAGAUCUCUCAAUCUGUCUUUUUAAUCGAAUGUCAAUUGAUGGUGACUCACUUUAAAGCUUAAAAAGGAUCCAAAAGUAUCAUAAAAGUAGCCCAUGUGACUUGUGCAUCAUGUGCUCUGCUUUCUGAAACCGAUAUUGUUUCUCACCAAAUCAUAUUGUAUGCCUUUAAGAGAAUUAAAAUAUGACACGAUUUGCAUUGUUUUUUUUAAAUGAUACUUUUGUCUUCUUUUUUAAGCUUUUAAAGUGAUGCACUAUCCACUGCCAUUGUUCUGAAGAGACUGUCCGUGAUGUUCAUUAUCACGGUGUGUGUUCCCAAUGUGGAAGUCGGAUGGGUUUGUAUUAAAUGUCGGGGAGUAAAUGAUAACUUUGACAUUUGGGUGAACCUUUUUUUUUUUUAAGGUAUUGCACAAGGCAAUCAUGAAUGAGUUUAGGAUCCAACGGUCACCUAAUGCAUGUGCUCUGUAUACAGUAUGAGUUGACCGAUCCUCUUGUCUAUACUCCCGUUUUGACCUGCUCCUCUUUUACUGAGAAAUUAUUUGAAGAAAAGUAUAUAUGUAUAUUUAAGUAAAUGGAAUCCUCCACAGGAUAUGUUUAUCACAUGAGGCUCUCAUAUUUUGCUUUAUUUUACUUUUUGUUGUUUUGUUUGUCGACAUAGUAAAUGAAUUGAGCUGUUUGAUACAGUCAGAGUGAGCGGGAGAUAACUGUUUGCUGUAUGUACAGUAUAAGGUGUUCUACCUUUACCUGUAACAGCCAAAACCUGAAGCUGUUUUGUUUUCUUUUCUCUGUACCUUUUGUAAUCUACAGCAUUUACAGCAGGGCUGCUGGCCAAUUAAAAUUACAUGAAAACUACAACUUUGAUUGAAGAGCUAUCUUCUGCACUUGCAAAAAUAUUAAUGAAAACAAUUGUAAGUGCAUUAUUAAUACCCAAUUUAUGGAAUUGUUAGAAUAUUAGUAAUCUGAUGAAUUCUAAUGUAAAGCACUUUAUUAAGACUAAUUUGCCUUUUGUGAAUAUCAAAGUUUGGUGUUAUUUUACAGGAAGUGAUGACACCUGCUUGAAAACGGUCUAAACAUAGCAUUAAUUAUCUGUUAUAUUAUACACACCUACAUCACAACCUGAGGCAUCCUUAGAAAUUUGCGUCCAGUCUGUUAAAACCCCGUUAAUGUUGCGUUAUUAAUAUAAGUAGCUUAUUAUUGCCACAAGCACUCAACUCUCUUUGAUAACCAAGCAUUACUCCAACAUGUUUUUAUUUUUUAUUAUUUUCACAAAAUUGAUAAGGCCUGUGCUUAAAUAGAGCAUCUUACUGGACUUAACAUCCUUAGUGGUCUACCUCCUGACUAGGUUCAAACUGGUGCGUUUUCUGCCUUUGGAUAGCAUAAUCCCUCUCUCCUAAUUCUGUCUAUGCCGUGUCAUUGCCACUUCACAACCUGGACAAAGAACAUCUGAAUGCUUAAAGUUUAAGCAAGGAACUCUUAAGAUGAUUUUUUUUUUUCUUUUCAAAAUGUCCAUCUUGAAGUAUGUCCUUGCUGUCCUGCAUUGAUAUAUUUUUGGGAAUGAGAAUGUUGAUCGUGUUUUGUGAUUAUGUAUAAUAACGCUCACAAAUGUAAAAUGCAUUGGUCAAAUUGAUAUAUUAAAUUUUUUUUUUUUUUUCCAAAAUGAAUAUAUGAUUUUAGUUUGAAUUUAGAAUAGAUCCAGAAAUGAGGCACUAAUUAAAAAAAUCACUUUUGUGCCACAAAUGUUGUCAAUAUUUAGAUUUGAUUCUGUAUAUAGCAUCAAUCAUAAGUGUUUACAGACUUUAACUAAUGUAUAUCUGGUACAGUGAUACACAAUUUGCAUAUCUUCUUAGGAUCCAGUAUUCAAGUUUUCUUUAAAUCACCUGUCUUGUGAUAUUACAUUAGUCCUAUUAAGAAUGCAAUCUCACUGGUAAGAUAUGAUGUUUUAUUCUGGCUAUCAGAAUCUAAUAUUUGACCAUCAAAAAAAAAAACAUUUUACAAUGUAAUGAAAACCUUGUAGGCACGUUAAACCUGACUAAAAACUCUGUGUAGCUGUAAGUACUGUUGCGAUGUGUCUGGCUUGCCAAUAUUCUAAUGAAGAGUUGAAUAUUGAGUGCAAAUUGUUCCAAUACACA
This is a messenger RNA of Myxocyprinus asiaticus (Chinese sucker), 7764 nucleotides long. Its product is annotated as PR domain zinc finger protein 2-like. Gene Ontology annotation, molecular function: DNA-binding transcription factor activity, RNA polymerase II-specific; RNA polymerase II transcription regulatory region sequence-specific DNA binding; histone methyltransferase activity. Gene Ontology annotation, biological process: regulation of transcription by RNA polymerase II. Bases 1 to 5250 code for a protein of 1749 amino acids. Gene Ontology annotation, cellular component: nucleus. The record is from RefSeq and is a predicted model, not a curated record. NCBI's taxonomy places the organism in Eukaryota, Metazoa, Chordata, Actinopteri, Cypriniformes, Catostomidae. The transcript has 7 exons.